CCUCAUGACAGCCCAAGAUGGCCCCAAGACGCCCCCUCCGUAGCCAUGUUGGCUCAAGCCAUUUUGGCUCAAGCCAUUUUGGUUCAAGCUUUGCUAUUGUUCCAAUCGUCCUUGGCUCAAAUUGCCGCAGCUCUUAAGCACAUCUGGCUGAAGCCAUUCAGGGCGACACCAUCUUCCCGAGUCAGUGUGACUUGUAUUCUAGCUGCGUUGAAUCAUGCAAUUCCGAGAGUCGUCUUAAGAUUCUAUGUCAUUGCGGAGGCAUAUCGUUGUUGGUUGCAGGCAUGCGCCGUGUUUCAACAUACGAUCGCUAGUUCUGCCUGCAUCGCGUUUUGAUGGCAUUGUGAAUGGUAGUGCAGGGCGCGCUGAUGUUUACGAGGGUGCACCUUUCGCGAACAUGAAUGCGAAGCUGCGUGGCGAUCUGUUCACCGGCAUUGUGCGCACGUCUGAGUUAAUUGGGGAGAAGGGUGCACACGUAACUGAUGCGGAGCCUGGCAUGCGUUGCGACGGGAGGCGACGAGCGGCGAGCACAGCUGAGUAUGAUUGGCUUUGUAAUGGGCGAAGGGUUGAAUGUAAAAGUUCAAUGUUCACUUGGGUCGGAGGUGCAAGAAGAUGGAGUUUUCGAUUUCAAUCCGUCAAGUUUCGUUCCUUUGACAUUCUACUCCUAGUGCUGUACACGCCUUUGGAGCUGAUCGUGUACCAGCACGACCUUAGCUUGGGAAUUUCCUCAUCUGGCGCACGCACCGAGACAGAGGGAUGCCACAUUUGCUUUUACGGUCCUGGGGGAGUGGGCGACUGGCGCGUCGCGCUAAAAUCUGUCCUUGGUAGACUGGAUGCUCCGAGUAACCAAUGCAGACAAGUGGCACGAUUCUCACUCCACCACGCGAGCGUGGUCCGGGCCUUAUCUAAUUUUAGGCAAACUCCUUAUGCCGUGCGAAUGGACGAAGCAUAUCACGACGUGCCUCUUGCAAGUCUGGCUGGUGCAGUGCGAGGCGAACGGAUACAAGCCAUUGCUCGACUGGUCGACACUAUUUUGAAUAUGGGGUCGCUUGUGAUGGAUCCAGUCGUGGGUGCUCGUUCUAACGGGGCUCGUCGGAGUCUUCGACAGGCAGAAUAUGAUUGGAGCCGGGACGGCCGACGAAUUGAAUGCAAGAGUUCUCAACUUGUUUGGGAUCCACGUAAACGUGUCUGGAGUGUCACGUUUCGCAACAUCAAGCCUGCCUCGUUCGAUGAUCUCGUGCUUUGUAUAUACACCCCACAUGGUAUAUUCCUUUAUCGGCAUGGCGGAAAUUUCGUCCUGUCUUCCAUUGGCGUUCGAAGUGAAAUAUGGGCACGCGGGUAUAGUGUUUCUGUUAGUGGAGGACGCCACAAGCAGGAUUGGUCCAUUGCGCUCGAUUCAGUAUUGAAGAAGGUGGAGCAACUAUCAUGCGAGUACGUUGCAUCCGUGGAGUGGUGAAAUGGGGCGGGGAACACUGCAUGAGUCUACGCUUUGCACGUACAUGCGGGUUCCCAGCACGACAGUCACAACAUUGCUUAUCCAAUGCUGCGUCAGCGGCCUGCCGGGUGUCGGCCUGGUCGUCCUGGUCGGCCUGGUAUUGGAUCUGUUGCUGGAAUGUUCAAAAGUUGCUGGAAUUUCAUCCGCGUAGCUUGGUGGCCCCCCCCCGACAAAAAAAAAGAUGGCCCCAAGACGCCCCCC
Molecule: messenger RNA, 1693 nt
Organism: Prorocentrum cordatum
Lineage: Eukaryota; Dinophyceae; Prorocentrales; Prorocentraceae
Source: the annotation of a GenBank genome assembly